UUUUGGUCAAAAAACCCUACUACUGCCCCGGCGCUCCCAGGUUGCUUGCGCCUUACCCAUCGUCUAGAGCCUUCAUCAUCCACCAAAGAUCUCUACUCCACCGCUCCUAUUCUCUAUUACAACGUCUGAAUCUAAUCUAGCACACUCUUUUGUUCGAUUGUGAUUUUGUGUUAGUUUUACGGGCCAUGUCGGAAUUGGACCAGACGCUUCCUCGCCCGGAUAUUGAGGAGGAUAUCAAGGCCUUGCAGCUUGAUUCAUCUGCUGAAGAUGGUGUCACGGCUAAUGCAGACGAUGGGAAGCCUGACGUAGUUAUCAAUUCUGAUGAAACGGAUGUAGGCUUGACGGAUGUGGCACAUCCUAACUCCAAACCAGUGCAAGACGAGCCAGAAGUUGUUGUAGAAGUCAAAGAAAAGGAAGCCCCUCCUCCAGAUGAUCUUGAAGAUGAGGUGGAGGAUCAAAAGAAGCGACACUUGAAUGUUGUAUUUAUUGGUCAUGUUGAUGCUGGGAAGUCGACAAUUGGAGGGCAAACAUUAUUUCUCAGUGGUCAGGUUGAUGAGCGAACCAUCCAAAAGUAUGAAAAAGAAGCUAAAGAUAAAAGUAGAGAGAGUUGGUAUAUGGCUUAUAUCAUGGACACAAAUGAAGAGGAGAGGGCUAAGGGAAAAACAGUUGAAGUAGGAAGAGCGCACUUUGAAACAGAAACGACCAGAUUUACUAUAUUGGAUGCCCCGGGUCACAAAAGCUAUGUACCUAACAUGAUCAGUGGGGCAUCACAAGCAGAUAUAGGUGUACUUGUAAUUUCUGCUCGGAAGGGAGAAUUUGAAACAGGUUAUGAGAGAGGUGGACAGACACGUGAACAUGUGCAACUAGCUAAGACAUUGGGAGUCUCUAAGCUUCUGGUUGUUGUGAACAAAAUGGAUGAGCCAACUGUUAAAUGGUCAAAAGAAAGAUUUGAUGAGAUUGAGUCGAAAAUGGUAUCAUUUCUGAAGUCUUCAGGUUAUAAUGUGAAAAAAGAUGUUCAGUUUCUUCCGAUAUCUGGUCUUCUGGGGACAAAUAUGAAAACCAGAGUGGAGAAAAGUGUAUGCCCAUGGUGGAAUGGUCCAUGCCUUUUUGAAGCGCUUGAUGCUAUUGAAGUUCCACUGCGUGAUCCAAAGGGUCCAUUCAGAAUGCCUAUUAUUGACAAGUUUAAAGACAUGGGAACUGUUGUCAUGGGAAAAAUAGAAUCUGGGAGUGUUCGUGAAGGUGAUAGUUUGCUCGUCAUGCCAAAUAAGGUACCUGUGAAGGUCCUUGGCAUCUACUGUGAUGAAGACAAAGUAAGGCGUGCAGGACCUGGUGAAAACUUGCGAGUAAGGGUGUCUGGGAUUGAGGAGGAGGAUAUCAUAGCUGGUUUUGUUAUGUGUAGUGUUGCAAAACCAAUACAUGCUGUUUCUGAGUUUGUUGCCCGCUUACAGAUUCUGGACACAAUUGAUAAUGCAAUCUUUUGUGCUGGUUACAAGGCUGUUCUACACAUCCAUGCAGUAGUGGAGGAAUGUGAAAUUGUUGAACUGAUGCUGCAGAUUGAUCCAAAAACCAAAAAAACUAUGAAAAAGAAACCUCUCUUUGUUAAGAAAGGUGCUGUUGUUGUAUGCCGUGUUCAGGUAAAUAACUUGAUAUGCGUUGAGAAGUUCUCUGAUUUUGCACAGCUUGGACGAUUCACUCUUCGUACUGAAGGGAAAACUGUUGCUGUGGGAAUGGUGACUGAUCUCCCUACUGCAAGUGAAUAGUUUGUAACAGUUUGUCCAUGAGAUGUAAGGUGGGCAACUCAUUCCAACGUUCUACCUCAGCAAUCAAAAUGAAAGCAUGAGCUACUUUUAUUGGAAUGGCAGGUUGAUCAGUAUACAGAGUCGUGAUUGUCAUCAUGUUGCCCUUACGGAGUAGUUUGCCAUUAUUUGUAGCUUUCUAUAUGAAGCUUUGUUGAGAUUUUCCCAAGUCUUGUCAAAUAUAAUGCGGGUUGUCCUAAACUGAGGUGUAUAUGAUUGAGAGGUGGUUAUACCUGGUCGAUAUGCCUGCACAAUUUAUUUGUGUUGGUAGGUGGUUGUUUUAGCAGAACAACAAUAUACAGUUGACGGAUAGAAAAAUGUGUUAACCUGGUAAUUGUACUUGGCACAGAGUUGUUCCACCAUUUUCUGUUUAAUGGAAAGAAAUCACUCAGACGCA
Molecule: messenger RNA, 2193 nt
Organism: Sesamum indicum (sesame)
Lineage: Eukaryota; Viridiplantae; Streptophyta; Magnoliopsida; Lamiales; Pedaliaceae
Source: RefSeq, a predicted model, not a curated record